UUGCUGCCACUUAUCAUCACGGAAAGCAUGUCGCGCAAUCAUGGACUAAACUGGCAGUUAGUUCCUUCUAAAUAAUAUUAAAAUCAGGUGGAUAUGGAUUUUAUUCUCUCUCUCACGCAUUUCUGCGAGGUGCAUGGCCCAACCUCGAUUCUAUGCUCGCAGGUCCUUCCUUUUACCUGCUCACAAUGUUAUCCUGAUCCUUCCGACCUCUCCCCUAAUGACACUCCUGCGACCUCACACGAAACCACCUCUUCCCAUGGCUUAGGAAACCGUAGCCGCGAUGGCCGGUCUCCAUCCUUGCCGCGAGAGCCUCCCCUGUCGACCUCCGUGGCCAGCGCAUCGACAACGGAUCCGUCGAGCGGCUCUCAGAAGAUUGAAGACCACCCGUACUUCCUAAGAGGACAGCAAAAGCGAGUGGAUGCGGAUGCGCUGAACCGUUUUGGGGGCGCCGAUGGCGACACUUGCGCCAGCUGCAGUUUGACGCUUCCAGAAGAUGUCAGCAAACAGCUGCCACCAGGUGCGCCUGGUACUGUCAAACCCGACGGCAAAGGCAGGAAUGGGAGUCCGGUUCUACGAUCGCGGGAGAUGGUUUAUUCUUGCGGCAGCAGUCAUGAUACCGACGAUGACCACGAUUCCCACUACCAUUCUUCCUUUCCGGACUCUCUUCACUCGUCUUCAAUCGCUUCCGAUGCGUCAUCCUGCCAUACUCAUAUCCUCACUUAUCUCUCCCUUCGCGGACCCCCUAACCCGGCGGACUACGCCCUUCUGCGACGUUCGUCGAUCCGGACACUGAGUUGCGAACUUCUGCCCAGAGGUCUGUCCUCGGGCCCGUUGUGCUUUGGCGAUUCCGUUGCCGGUUACACGAUUGCGUAUAUCUUCCGUCUUCCCGACCCGAUGGCUCGUGGCAAACGUCGGAGCUAUGCGCUGGUGGCGCUUGCUGGCAAGGAUGCGGGACGGGCGUUCCGCGCGUCUCCCGUGAUCUGGCGGGCGUUUGGUCGCAUCGCCAAUGGCAUCGUCAAGGCAGCGGAACGAUACCAAGAGGAAGAAAAGCGCCGCGAGGAGCACAGCCAAGGUGCGAACAAGAUCGGUGGACGCAACUAUACUCCUGUCUCGUCUUUCCUGACGGGCAGAACGAUGGAUCCUGAUGGCAUGCCCCGACGUGCUGGCCAGAUCCGUGCCCGAAAUUUGGCGGAAAUCGUUGGCAACGAAAUGAUUUUUGCAGAAUUACACGCCAGUUUCGUGGCUUUGCUUCAGCAGCUAGGUUCAAUGUUUGGCGGAGUGCCCGUCUCUGAAGAGCAAUUCGUCUGCAGCGUGGUCGGAGAUGGACAAAGCACCGCUGCUUCCCGGAAACCAUCAGUCGUGUCGGUGAAGGAGAAGCAAAAACCGCAAGCACCUCCAGCAAACACUGCGAAUGACCUUCCCAUAUCGAAAUUAGAAUUAUCAUCCGGCCCGAAGCCGAUACCAAUAGCCCAGCGUCGACCGGUCGUGGCGUGAUCGUCUUCUACGCUGAGCUAUCCUUUUUUUUUUUACGUCUUGACGACUCCCACACUAGAUCUCGUCCUCCGUGUGCACACACACACUCUCACCGACCUUACUAUUGCCCUUUGAAGCGCGCAAAGCGUCAUCCAUACCCCCCUUUUUCGAAUCAUCUUCCUCGACUUAACGGCCGAACUUCCUCAUGAGCAGGUAUAGAACUGGCAUGGCGUAUUGCAUAUCUGGGUACGGAGUCCGGCAUACCAUCACAGCGAUUGCUUCCAUGGGUGGCUGAGCGAUCUAUUUGUCUUUUUUUGUCUCUGCAUGGUGUCUAGUCCCUGCUGCGAGCGGGCCAUGAUGGGUGGCGUUUUAACAUUUCUUGACUCGAUCUGAUUGAUCAUAAUGAAUCACGGCAGAUUAAUAUCUAUAGUAGGUGUAAAUAGCUUAUGAGCUUAUUGAAUCCUGUUGCCAAGUCCUACCAUCUUUUCUAUCUUGCCUAGGCGUAUGCUU
Paecilomyces variotii is the source of this 1983-nucleotide messenger RNA. RefSeq names its product vesicle coat protein. Gene Ontology annotation, biological process: positive regulation of GTPase activity; positive regulation of TORC1 signaling. The coding region runs from base 94 to 1494 and encodes 466 amino acids. The transcript is spliced from 2 exons. Gene Ontology annotation, cellular component: cytosol. NCBI's taxonomy places the organism in Eukaryota, Fungi, Ascomycota, Eurotiomycetes, Eurotiales, Thermoascaceae. The record is from RefSeq and is a predicted model, not a curated record. Gene Ontology annotation, molecular function: GTPase activator activity.